Eurypyga helias (sunbittern) is the source of this 6387-nucleotide messenger RNA. It is a transcript of the gene USF3, whose product is annotated as KIAA2018 ortholog. The transcript is spliced from 3 exons. Lineage: Eukaryota; Metazoa; Chordata; Aves; Eurypygiformes; Eurypygidae. The record is from RefSeq and is a predicted model, not a curated record. Bases 7 to 6387 code for a protein of 2126 amino acids.
AAGAACAUGAUCCUGGAUCAGGCCUUUAAGUACAUAACAGAAAUGAAAAGGCAGAAUGAUGAACUUCUGUUAAACGGAGGGAACAAUGAACAGGCUGAAGAGAUAAAAAAACUCCGGAAACAGCUGGAUGAACUGCAGAAGGAAAACGGGAGAUACAUCGAACUCCUGAAAGCAAAUGAUAUUUGCCUGUAUGUUGACCCUACAAUCCACUGGAAGGGAAAUCUCAAAAACGCGAAGGUCUCGGUUGUUAUUCCCGGUGAUCAGGUUCAAAAGAACAUCGUCUACUCAAACGGGAGUCAACCCAAUGGAACUAACCAGGGAGCAUCUGUCCAGGGAAUAACGUUUAAUGUUGGUCACAACUUACAAAAGCAAACCGCCAAUGUUGUGCCAGUCCAGAGAACUUGCAACCUAGUGACUCCUGUGACUAUUUCUGGUAUUUACCCCGCAGAAAACAAGCCAUGGUCGCAAACUACAGUUUCUCCGCUGGCGUCCGUUCAGACAGCUCCAGCAGGGAACGUUCUGGAGCUUUCCACGCUGGAGAAUGAGCGAGGUGUGCUGGCCGCUGCUCCUGCCAGCUCGCAGAGCGCAUCUCGAUCCGCAGCAGAACAGCAACUACAGUGUUCUUCAAGUAAUGCACCACAGAACGAUCAAAACCUCCCCAAAAGUAAAAAUGAGGAGGAGGGCACUAAGUUAACCAAGAAAACAAUCCUGCAGGGAAUCAGCCUUCCUUCCAGUGCCUCCACGGAAGCUUCCCAAGUUCAACAGCCGAAUGCAACGUGCUCGAAUACACACAGUUCUUGGAGCGACCUUCAGGAAAGCUGUGUCGUUUCGGCCACGGACACAGCUUGUGUGCCCUCUGUGAGACUCUCUACUGCAGAUAGCUUUUCCUCUGCAAACGUCCUCAAAAGCACAGACUCGGUAAGUAGCGCCGGAGCGCCUGUGUCUUCUGCAGCGGAAGGAGUUAAAGCCGCGACGGCGAUAAGCGCUCUGCCUGCCGGUCCCCUGGAGAACUGCUGGUCUUUUUCAGGCUCUUCAGGUGUCGGCACCUCGGACUUGAAAAACAUGAGUAGCCUUACGCGGAUGCCUUCAGCUGGAAACACGCAGACCACGUGGACGACAUUGCAGCUUGCGGGGAACACUGUUCAGCCGCUGAGCCAAACGCCGUCCGGUAUAAUGACCGCCCUAUUAAAUGAGCCCGUUAAUGGUGCCGGGACUGUAUCUUCUGCUCACGGCAGGCCUUUGACUACGAGCAUCAGUCUGAGUACUUCUCUGCCUGGGGACGGCCAGGCAGCUGAACAGAUUGUAGUUACCUUGCCCUCCUGCCCACCCUUACCUAUGCAGCCGUUAAUCAGCCAGCCACAGGUUAAAACUCAGGCUGCAGGAAAUAUCCUUCCAUUAAAUUCAGCUAUGCAGGUGAUUCAGAUGGCUCAGCCAGUCGCGUCGGCGGUUACGGGAGCACCAGCUAACCAGAACGUCAUCAUUCUCCAGCCUCCAAACCCCGCUCCCUGCCCUCCGAUUGUGAGAGCGGAAGUUCCCAGCCAGAAUGUUAGCCAGCAGAUUGUAAUUAUACAAGCUGCGAAUCAGAAUCCUCUUCCCCUCCUCUCCGCUCAGCCUUCUGCUUCUGUAAGAGUUCCCGUGAACGGGCCGACCGCGGUCGCGAACUCCAGCAGCUCCGUACAAAAUGCCUCUCUUCCGCAGACCUUCGGAGGGAAACACCUUGUCCAUAUAUUACCGAGACCAUCUUCUUUGCCAUCUUCUAGCUCCACGCAAACGUUUUCGGUUACGAUGUCCAAUCAACAGCACCCCCAGACUAUCUCAUUGAACGGGCAGCUUUUUGCGCUGCAGCCUGUGAUGUCUUCGUCUGGAGCUUCAAAUCAAGCCCCUAUGCAAAUCAUUCAACCCACGACCAGCGAAGAUCCAAAUACCAACGUCGCCCUCAAUACGUUUGGGGCUUUAGCUAACCUCAAUCAAAGCAUAUCGCAGAUGGCUGGGCAGAGCUGCUUACACUUGUCUCUCAGCCACCCCACCAAUCCCACGACUGUCAGCAACCAGAUCGCCACGGUGAGCUGCGUCUCGCUGCCAACGUCUGCGGCACCUGCAGUACCCGUGGAGGUUUCGGUGCUCACUAGUGCGUCAAACCCGGUAAAUGCUUCCCCCAAAAAAGCGGCUGCUGGCUUGCCAUCCGGUGCGAAAUCAAAAAGGACUAACAAAAAGCCGAGCACGAAGAAACACCAAGCAGUCACCGGUAAAGUGUCCUGCCCGGCCGCUCCUUGCAAAGAUGCAGGGAAGGUGGACUGUGCUCCUGUGGAAGCGGUGGCAAAGAAUUCCAACGGCGAGGGGCUGCUUGAAAAUGCCCCAGCGGUAUCGCAAGCCUUAGCGACGCCGCAGGCGAGCGCUGCGGCCGCGUCGAGCGGCGGGAGCGGGUCUCAGAGCCGGCCACCACCCGGCCCUGCCCCGUCAGAGUCUCCCAAACCCCGCGAACCCCCCGGCACCUUAAACUCCUCUCGUACAGACGCAUGCGUGACACAGCCUCAGGUUGCUGGGACGCCGGCGGCGCAGAGCAGCACGGUGGGUCAUACUUCCAAGGCAGGAACGAUUUUGGAUUCCUGCAGCGUUGCGCGGGAUUCCUCAGAGGCGAUGCAAGACGCGGACUUGUUAGAGGGGCAGGGUCUAACCAAAAUGCUGUCUGAUCUCACGAAAGAAAGAACAGCGGUGGAAAAAUCCUCUUCAUUUACCCUUCAGGGGGAGCAUUCUAGUUUUCCCAUGGAAAACUCAAAAUCAGCAGAAUCCAGUGCUGAUUUGCCCGAGAAGCAGGAUCUCUUGCUGAUGAACACGGAAGGAGAUGCCCUCUCCCAGCAUCACUCCUGCAUUUCUGAUCAGGAAGUGGUCAGUGCUUCCCUUAUCGCUGGCAGGCAGGCAGACUCCCCCAUGUCCACGAGCUCCGGCAGCAGUCGGGGCUUCUCGGUUGCAUCCAUGUUGCCAGAUACCAGCAGGGAAGACGUCACUAGCAGCACCUCAACCAGCACGUGUAACAGCUGCACGUUUUCAGAACAGACCGACAUCGUAGCUCUGGCGGCAAGAGCUAUUUUCGACCAGGAAAACCUGGAGAAAGGUGGAGGAGGAGGGAUACAGGUUAACGUGAGGGAUGCCGUCUCUAAGCCAACUGAGGUUGCACCUUCGGAGAGAGAGCCGCAGCCUUUUAAACCUCAGCCAGUGAAAGAAAGCAACGCAGGAGGGUUGGAAGCGGCAGCAACCAAAUUCAGUACUCAGGAUGCAGUACAGGCGAGUGCCGACAGACAGGUUGAAAAGCCAAGCUGCUCCGGCGGCGGCGUGGAAACGCCGAACACUUCUCUCCAGAUUUCCGCUUCCCAGUCUCCGAGCAUAACCAGUUUGAGCGUGAAUAACCUCAUACACCAGAGCCGCAUCGUCCAUCCCCUUGUGAGCUGCUCGAGUUUAUCCCAGUCUUCAGAGCCGGCAAGCGUCCCAGCAACCGUGAGCCUCUCCCUUCCGUCUAGCACGUACAUCAAUCCGUCUCCGGGACCCGCUAUGAUGAGCGAAUACGCUCAGGAACAACUGAAUGCAAUCAGGGCAAGCGCCAUGCAGGCUCCCCAGCUGCAGGAGCCUCACUUGAAGCAGCAGCAGAACCACGAAGGUCGCAAGGACUCUGCCAAGCGGGCUGUGCAGGAUGACCUUCUGCUUUCCACGGCGAAGAGGCAAAAGCAGUGCCAGACGACGCCCAUCAGGCUGGAAGGGAUGGCGUUGAUGAACCGGACGCCGGAGGGUAUUGCUGAUCAAACGCAGAUGCUGGUCAGCCAGAUUCCUCCUAAUUCAUCCAAUUCAGUGGCACCCGUCAGCAACCAAGGGCACGCGGAUGGCCUUAAUAGGUUAUUCCCAUCAAACGGCAACUUCGCGGCACCAGCUUUGAGGCAAACCGAAGUUCAGUGCGGUUCUCAGCCCUCCAUUUCAGAGCAGCAAGGCCAGGCGGGGCAGCACUUGCAGCCGAUUCAGCACGUUCCCGCUCAAGGCAUCUCUCACCUUCACAGCAACCACCCCUACCUAAAGCAGCAGCAGGCCGGCCAGCUGAGAGAAAGGCACCACUUGUACCAGCUGCAGCACCACGUCCCUCACGGGGAAAACUCCGUCCACUCUCACCCCCCCGGCGUCCACCAACAGCGAACGAUGCAGCAGGAGGUGCAGAUGCAAAAGAAACGAAACCUCAUCCAGGGAACGCAAGCCACGCAGCUUUCUCUCCAGCAAAAACACCACGGGAGCGAUCAGACGCGGCAAAAGGGUGGUCAGCCUCAUCCUCACCACCAGCAAAUGCAGCAGCAGAUGCAGCAGCACUUCGGAGCCUCCCAGCCUGAAAAGAACUGUGAAAACCCUGCAACCAGCAGAAACCAUCAUACCCACCCUCAGAGCCAUAUCAACCAGGAUCUUAUGCACCAACAGCAGCCAGACGUCGGCAGCAGGCAGCAAGGUUCAGCUUCCGAGCACGUGUCGGGGCACGGUCAGAUGCAGAGGCUGAUGACCUCAAGGGGCUUAGAGCAGCAGAUGGUGUCCCAGGCAAGUAUCGUAACCAGACCGUCGGAUAUGACGUGCACCCCUCACAGGCAGGAAAGAAAUAGGGUUUCCAGCUACUCUGCCGAGGCGCUCAUCGGGAAGACGCCCUCUAAUUCGGAACAGAGAAUAGGGAUCUCCCUUCAAGGCCCGAGGGUUCCUGACCAGCUUGAAAUGAGAAGCUACCUCGAUGUUCCUAGAAACAAAGGGCUGGCCAUUCACAACAUGCAGGGUCGCUUAUCUGUCGACCAUCCAGUGGGCUCGGACGUGCAGCGGCUUUCUGACUGCCAGACGUUUAAGCCAGCUGGACCCAACCAACAGCCGGCGGGCAACUUCGACGUACAGGCUUCAAGAAACAGCGAAAUUGGUAAUUCUGUGUCAUCCCUCAGGGGCAUGCAGUCGCAAGCCUUCCGGAUCGGUCAAAACACCGGGCCGUCCAUAGAGAGGCAGAAGAGAUUGCCCUACCAGCCAGUACAGGGUAUUCCAACAGGAAAUACCCUGCCGUCGAGGGAAAACGAAAACACCUGCCACCAAAGUUUUAUGCAGAGUUUACUCGCCCCUCACCUCGGAGAUCAAGUCAGUGGAAGCCAAAGGUCAAUCCCGGAACAUCAAAGGAACACGCAGUGCGGCGCCUCCUCCACGAUCGAGUACAGCUGUCCCCCAGCGCGGGAGAGCGUCCACAUCCGAAGAGAUGGCGAUGGCCAGAGCAGAGAGAGCUGUGACAUGUCGCUUGGUGCGAUUAACACAAGGAACAGUUCUCUGAGUAUUCCCUUUUCGAGUUCUUCUUCCUCGGGAGAUAUUCAGGGGCGCAACACGAGCCCAAACAUCUCCGUGCAGAAGUCCAAUCCCAUGAGGAUGACGGACAGUCAUGGAACGAAGAGCCACAUGAAUACGCCCGUUUCUAGCAACAUGCAUGGGGUUGUGAGGCCAACGCACCCUCACCCCGCGGUUUCUCACGGAAAUGGCGAGCAAGGGCAACCUUCUGUCCGUCCGCCGAAUUCUUCAGUUACUCAGCGGUCGAGGCAUCCUCUGCAAGAUAACGGAGGUUCCAAAAUACGUCAGCCUGAAAGGAAUCGGUCUGGAAAUCAAAGGCACGGAAACGUCUUUGACCCUAGUCUUCCCCAUCUCCCCCUGUCCGCCGGCGGCAGCAUGAUCCUCGGGCGCCAGCAGUCUGCCAUAGAAAAAAGAGGAAGCAUCGUCCGGUUUAUGGCGGAUGGCCCUCAGGUGUCGAACGAUAACACGGCCCCCGACCAGCAUACUCUCUCUCAGAAUUUUGGAUUUCCUUUUAUUCCGGAGGGAGGCAUGAAUCCCCCGAUAAAUGCCAACGCCUCUUUCAUCCCACCAGUCACUCAGCCGAGCGCCACUCGCACGCCCGCUCUAAUCCCGGUCGAUCCUCAGAAUACCCUGCCGUCCUUCUAUCCUCCUUACUCUCCUGCCCAUCCUACCCUUUCCAACGACAUUUCUAUCCCUUACUUUCCCAAUCAAAUGUUUCCUAACCCAAGCACGGAGAAGCCGAGCGGCGGAAGUUUGAACAAUCGUUUUGGAUCCAUUUUGUCUCCUCCCCGGCCCGUCGGUUUCGCUCAGCCGAGUUUUCCUUUGCUGCCGGAUAUGCCGCCGAUGCACAUGACCAACACGUCCCACUUAUCCAACUUUAACUUGACCUCUCUCUUCCCGGAAAUAGCCACAGCUCUUCCUCCAGAUGGUUCGGCGAUGUCGCCUUUGCUUUCCGUGGCAAACACAUCCGCUUCGGAUUCUUCCAAGCAGUCCUCAAACCGACCCGCCCACAACAUAAGCCAUAUCCUCGGUCACGACUGCAGCUCCGCCGUAUGA